Messenger RNA from Xenopus tropicalis (tropical clawed frog), 7540 nucleotides. RefSeq names its product ATP binding cassette subfamily C member 6 (gene abcc6). Gene Ontology annotation, biological process: carboxylic acid transmembrane transport; transmembrane transport. Lineage: Eukaryota; Metazoa; Chordata; Amphibia; Anura; Pipidae. Bases 840 to 5342 code for a protein of 1500 amino acids. The record is from RefSeq and is a predicted model, not a curated record. Gene Ontology annotation, molecular function: ABC-type transporter activity; transmembrane transporter activity; ATP binding. Gene Ontology annotation, cellular component: vacuole; vacuolar membrane; plasma membrane. The transcript has 32 exons.
AGGAAGAGCUGAACUGCUGCACGGAGGUGAAAGUUACUGCUGACAGAACUGAACAGUGGAGAAGGGAUGAUAUGCAUGCAAGCUUGGACACACUGAGUUUAAGUGGAGGAGUGGAUCCACGUUUUGCUGGUGCUACUGGGCUAUUUUAUUAUUAUUAUAGUGCAGUGUUAUAUUAAUCUUUUCCCUUUAGGCUUCUUUGUGAACAAAAGGGUGGUGCCAUGUUGCCUGGCUCUUCCUAUUGGCCACUAUGUGCUUUCCUUAGCCUGUUUCAAAGCUCCUCCCUCUUCUCCUCCGCAAGAGUAGGAUGUUCCCAGCUGCUUUAUAAGUAAUGGGUAAAAUGUGGUCAAUUUCUGGCUGUGCUCCAUGAUCAGGGGGUGGAGGGGUUUGUGGGAGCUUCCAAGGUUACCUCAAGGCUCUGGGAUGUGAGUGACCUGCGGCUGAUCCACAGACACGCGAUACUGUCACCCAAGGGCGGACACAAGGCUGGAAGUUCUCCUAUUUCAUAGCAGCGACUUCUGCCUGCACUCAUGGGACUCUCCAGCUGAGUGGCUAAUAUUGCACACACAGGUACAUUUAGCAGCUGUGUUCUGGUUGAAUCAGGGAAGGAGGAAGCUUAAGCCUAUGGAAUGAACAAUGAGAGGAAAACUUGGAAUUUAAUUGAAGUCUGAAGAAGGAAUUGUUCUGCACUGUAGAACAUAUUUCACAUUCUCUGUGACUCCUGCUCAAGACCCCAGUCUUUGAGUUUAUAUCUUUAUGUAACGUUUGUGUGUUCUAUAAAACCCGGUGUUCAUUGGUAUUUCUGCAUGGCUUGCAUUUAAGCCUGGCUACAUUCUGUCAGCAUGAGGUGGAUCUGUAGACUCAAUGAAACAGAGAAGUUCUGGGAUAUUAACCAGACUUGGCACACGGAUAAUCCUGACUUCUCACAGUGCUUUCACAACUCUGUCUUGAACUGGAUCCCUAGUAUCUUUCUCUUUAUCUGCUCACCAUUUUAUGUUCUCUACUUACGGCGUCAUGGGCGCGGGUAUAUCCGGAUGUCAGCCCUCAGCAAAGCGAAAACUUGUCUUGGAGCUUUGCUGGUGUUGGUCUGCUACACGGAACUGUUCUACACUGUCUGGAACAUGACUCACAAUGUUCGCCAAGCUCCAGUUUUCCUCAUAAGCCCUCUGAUUCUUGGAUCGUCAAUGCUUCUUGCAACAUGCAUCAUCCAGUAUGAACGAAUGCAAGGUGUACGGUCUUCAGCCCUCCUUCUGUUUUUUUGGCUAUUGGCGUUGCUUUGUGCAACUUUCCAGCUACGUACGAAAAUUACCACAGCCAUUUCAGAGGCUCCACAGAUUGACAAACUGCGAUACACCCUUUUUGUCCUAUAUUUUGUAUUUGUGUUGGCCCAGUCAGUACUCUGCACAUUUAAUGAUGACCCUCCAUUCUUCUCCAACCUAAAGAAGGAAUCGAAUCCAUGCCCAGUGUCUGAGUCUUCCUUUCUUUCCAAAGUUACAUUCAGCUGGUUUACAGAAAUAAUGUUUAGAGGCUACAAACAGCCCCUAAAGGCUGAAGAUGUAUGGUCCUUGAGGAAAUCCGACACAGCUGAAGAAAUUCUAACCUUAUUUUCAAAAGGAGUAGAGAAAGAAUGUAAAAAGGCAAAUCUGUUAAAGGAGCCAACAAGAUUCUCUCCAUCAACCCUGGAUAAUGAUAUGUGGAUAUCCCAGACAGAGAAGAGUGAAAUAGAACUUCUUUUGAAAAAUCAGCACAUUCAGCUAAGCCAAAAAACCUUGCUGAAAGUCAUCAUGCGAUCCUUUGGCCUAUAUUUCCUCUUGUCAGCUUUGCUGAUGACAUUCUACACAGCUUUUCUGUUCAUAAGCCCUCUGCUAGUAAGGUUACUGUUGCAGUUGCUAAAGGAUCCUUCUGCCCCAUCAUGGCAAGGCUUUCUGGUUGCUGUUUUCCUGUUCAUCUGUCCAUGCUGUCAGUCCCUUUUUCUUCACCAGCACGAUUACAUUUGCUAUGUAAUUGGGAUGCGGCUCAGGGCAGCCAUUGUGGGCACUGUCUACAAAAAGGCUUUGAUGAUCUCCAGUGCUGGACGGAAGGAGUCUUCUGCUGGGGAGAUUGUGAACCUAAUCUCUACAGAUGUACAGAAAUUGAUGGAUUUGGCAACAUGUGUAAAUUAUAUGUGGUCGGCACCAGUUACAAUCAUUGUGGCUAUGUACUUCUUGUGGCAGACUCUGGGCAUAGCAGUUCUUGCAGGAGUGGCUGUGUUCAUAUUGAACCUGCCUUUUAUGACUGUGUUUGCCGUGAUAAUUAAAAGAGUUCAGGAACAGCAAAUGAAGCAGAAAGAUGGUCGGAUAAAGAUUAUUUCAGAGAUCCUCCAAGGCAUAAAAGUCCUGAAGCUCUAUGCAUGGGAAAACGCUUUCAUGAAGAAAGUCACAGAAUUCAGACUAAUGGAGUUGAAAGCUGUGAAAACAGGUGCUUUGCUGUUGUCUGGAGCACUGGCUGUAUUCGUAGCCUCACCAUUUUGGGUGUCCUUGACCAUGUUUGGAGUGUUCCUGGCAUUAGACGAGAAGAAUAUUCUGGAUGCGGAAAAAGCAUUUGUUACUAUUAUUUUACUUAACAUUCUCCGUAUCCCCCUACGCAUGUUCCCAAUGGCAAUCACCCUAUUUGCACAGUCCUCUGUUUCACUGAAACGUAUGGUGAAGUUUUUCUCUGCAGAGGAACUGGAGCCAGAAAGUGUUGACAUUAAUGAUUCCCUAAGUAAACAUGCCAUAACCAUCCGACACGGCACAUUCACUUGGUCUUCUUCAGAACCACCUUGUCUUCAAAGCAUCAAUAUAGGCAUCCCUCAAGGCACCCUUGUGGCAGUUGUUGGCCAGGUUGGAUGCGGGAAGACUUCCCUGCUUUCCGCAUUGCUGGGAGAGAUGGAGAAGGUAGAAGGGCAGGUUUCCCUAAUGAGUUCUGUAGCCUAUGUCCCACAACAAACCUGGAUUCCUAAUGCAACAUUCAAGGAAAAUGUCCUGUUUGGAAGAAAAAUGGAAAAAUGUUGGUAUGAUCAAGUGGUUCAAGCUUGUGCAUUGCUGCCAGAUCUAAAAAUUUUAUCCGGGGGCGAAAACACAGAAAUUGGAGAAAAAGGAGUGAACCUGUCAGGGGGACAGAAGCAGAGGAUAAGCAUUGCCCGAGCCGUCUACAGGAACUGUGAUGUCUACUUGCUGGAUGACCCACUCUCUGCAGUGGAUGCCCAUGUUGGACAACAUCUUUUUGAACAAGUCAUUGGACCCAGUGGUUUGCUCAAGGACAAAACACGGGUCCUUGUUACCCAUGGAGUCAGCUUCCUGCCACAAAUGGACAUGAUUAUCGUUAUGUCUGACGGGAGAGUGUCCGAAGUGGGAACUUAUAAUGAGUUGCUGCAGAAAAAUGGAGCUUUCUCCGAAUUCCUUAACACAUAUGCACGGAAAUCAGUGGUCUUUGAAGAGUCAUACGAAGAGCAAACCCCCAACAGCAUACAAGGAGCCAUGAAAAUGAAGGGCAAACAUUCAGCACGGAAUGAUACUGAUAAUGAGACUGACGAUGUUGCUAAUGAGAUAGAGGCAGAUGCUGGUAAACUGACGGAAGCAGAUGUUGCACUCACUGGCAGGGUCAAACUUUCUGUAUAUUUAGAGUACUGCAAAAUAAUGGGAAAAUGGUAUCUGCUCAUCAGUGCUUUAUUCUUCAUUGUCCAACAAGCAGCCUCUUUAAGCUAUAACUACUGGAUUGGGUUGUGGGCAGAUGACCCACCAGUGAAUGGAACGCAGCAACACACAAGCCUGCGACUAGGAGUCUACAGCUUUCUGGGUGUGAUGCAAGCGCUGAGCAUCUUUGCCGCCUCUUCCACUAUUAUAGUAGGUGGAGUGUCUGUUUCUCGGCAGCUCCACUCCCGGCUUCUUUACAGCAUCCUAAGGUGCCCACUCAGUUUUUUUGAACGUACUCCAAGUGGAAAUCUCACAAACAGAUUUGCCAAAGAAAUGGACAUCAUAGAUAACACCGUUCCCCAAGUAUUAAUGUUGUUUAUCAUUAUGAUGCUAACUAUAGCGGAGAUUUUGCUGGUAAUUUCAAUAGCAACACCCCUUGCUGCAGUUGCUUUCAUUCCUUUGGGAUUACUGUACUUUUUCCUACAGAGAUUUUAUGUAGCUUCAUCUCGCCAGCUAAAACGCCUGGACGCUGUCAGUAAAUCCCCUCUGUAUACCCAUUUCAAUGAAAGUCUCCAAGGAGUGUAUGUUAUCAGAGCCUUCCGAGAACAAGAACGCUUCAUUCAAGAUAACAAUAUGCGCCUAAACAUGAACCAGCGGUUUUACUUCUGCAGUUUUGUUGCCAACAGGUGGCUAAGUGUUCGAUGUGAUUUCCUCAGUAACUUCAUCGUAUUUACAGUAGCUAUUGUUGGUGUCCUGUUCAGAGACAAUAUUACGCCUGGACUUGUGGGUCUUGCUGUGGUUAACUCAUUACGGUUAACAGGUGUUUUAAAGGAAGCAGUUCAUGUGGCGACUGAUAUGGAGACUAACUCUGUGUCUGUGGAGAGAGUGAAGGAAUAUUGUGAUGCAGAGCCUGAGGCACCUUGGACUUCAGAUAAUGCUUCUGAUCUUUCUAAUUGGCCGAGUAAGGGUAAAAUUGAGUUCCAAAAUUAUGGCCUGAGGUACAGACCAGACUUAGAUUUGGCUUUGAAGAAUGUUACUGCAUCCAUUCAACAAGGAGAAAAGGUUGGUAUAGUUGGAAGAACUGGAGCUGGAAAGUCAUCACUAACCCUGGGUCUAUUCAGAAUUCUUGAACCUGCAACAGGAAGGAUCUGCAUUGAUGAAAAGGACAUUUCAGAACUAGGUCUCCACGAACUUAGAUCAAAAAUUACUAUUAUUCCACAGGACCCUGUUUUGUUUUCUGGAACAUUAAGAAUGAACCUGGAUCCUUUUGAUAACUAUUCAGACAAUGAUAUUUGGGUGGCUUUGCAGUUGGCACACUUAAAAGUAUUUGCUUCGGGUUUACCAGAAGGACUCAGUUACAUUUGCACAGAAGGAGGAGAGAACUUAAGUGUUGGCCAACGGCAGCUUGUGUGUUUGGCUCGGGCUCUACUUCGAAAGACAAAAAUCCUGGUUCUAGAUGAAGCGACAGCAGCCGUGGAUCUGGAAACUGAUGAUCUCAUCCAGAACACCAUUAGGAAGGAGUUUGAAGACUGCACCAUUAUAACAAUUGCUCAUCGGCUCAACACCAUUAUGGAUUACACAAGAGUCGUGGUUUUUGACAAGGGUGAAAUUGUGGAGUUUGACACACCUGCAACACUACUGGAAAAUAAAGGACUAUUUUAUUCAAUGGCCAGAGAUGCUAAUAUAAUUUAACAUAAGUGAUGUCUGCAGGUUCAUGUCCGAAAAAGAACACCAAAAGGGAGACCCAUAUUAUUUGACUGAACGGUUUUUGGCAACAGGAAUUGCCACGCUAUCAGCAAAGGCACCACUACUUAGCAAAGAUGCUUUAGUAUUUAUUAAGGUUUUUUUUAAAGAUACAGUGCUGUCUGUAAUCAGCAUCUUGUAUGUUUUUUUUAUAUAAAUCACUCUUUUUAUUUUUGUAUUCCAAAUCAUGCUGAUUGGGGGAGUGGAAAUCAUUGUCUUUAGUAUUAACAUCAAACUUUGAGGAGCAGGUGGAGGUAGAAUUUGUUUUGCUUUUCUACCUGGUGCUAUACGGAGGUGUUUCAAACCUUUCAUAAAGAUUUCACUCAAAUAAUCUGGCCUUAGUAAAUGUCACAUAUACAGGACUUCAUCAUACCAGGCGCAGAGACAAUUGCACUGACGAUGCAAAUGAUCAUUGUAUCAGCCAGUAGGUUAGACUGAGAACAAAAAAGAAAAUGGUUCUAACGGCAUUUACUAUUUUUUAGAAAAAGCUAAACAAACAAAGCUACCUUCAUUUUAUAUUUCAGUUCUUCAAAAUACCUUAUGUUUGUGUAGUGUAACCUUAAGGUAUGGGGCUGAUUUAUUAAUGAAUAGUACAUUUUCCUGAGAGUCAGGAAAGUUUUGAUAAAUUGUAAAAAUAUAUUGAAUAGUUGGGAAUCCUUCUAGAUUCCACUGCUAGAUCUUUAAUUAAUCUGCUCCAAAAUCUUUAUAGCACUUAAUAUAUCUGAGAUAAUGUAACAAAAAUAGUUAGGGAGGGUCUAACGAACUGUGGCAGUGAAUUCAAAUGACAAAUGGGAGCUCAAGAGUUGCUGAAAAAGAAAAAGAAUGCAUCAUCUCUGGGAUAAAUGUUACAUAGCUCUCUGCUACCAUAUUACAUACCUUUCCAGGCAUCCAUAGCAAGUAUUAGACUUGUGCAUCUGCAGUUGAGUAGAAUCUGGAAAUGUUAUACUUUGCAUGAGCCCAUGUGUUCAGCUAGUUAAUUAUUGAUUUAUCUUAAUUGAUUGUAUGAGGUUAGAAUUAUUAAUUAGCUAAUUGUAGUUGCCCUGGGUAACGGUAAGGGAAAAAGCACCCCAAUGGUUAUAGUUUUUUUAAAACUGUGGAAGCUGCUAUAUGGGAUUCUGUAAUUCUCUAGUGCUCACCUUGCAUAGGAGAGUUAAUUAGAGAUAAAUGCCAUUCUUUGAAUGAUACUUAUAGCUUAGGCACAACAUACUUAAAUACUUCAUGUAUAACAAGACAUUUUAUUUAUUGGUAUUCUUGGCUGUUUACCAAUAUAAUUGGUGAACUCAGAGAAUUCCAGAAGGCCUUGACUAUGUGGCAAUAGGGAUAGACAAAUUUCAACCCUCCAGAUAUUGUUAUACUGGAACUCGAAGCAUUGCAAUUGGCUGAUGGUCCAUGAUUGCCAUUACUUCUAUUGAAAAUCUUUACUUGGCUAAGGGCUCUGGUACACGGGGAGAUUUAGUCGCCCGCGGCAAAACUCCCUGCUCGCGGGCGACUAAUCUCCCCGUGUACCAGAGCCCUAAGGCUUGCUGGGAGUUAUAGUGAAACGUUUGGCAUACCAAAGGUUAUUAGUCUGCUUUAUCAUUUUGUAUAACAAUGUGAGGGAUUGAAGGUCCAUUAGGAAAAAUUGUGAAACCAGCCAGUGCUUACAACUGUUGUUACUCUCAGGAAUAUUUGUAUGUUGUGUUUCUUGCUCUUAGGCCACCUACCUCAUUAUGUAAUCACAGCUCAAUAGACUGUGUUUCUUAUUAGCAAAGUAUAUGCAAAAAUGGUACACACAACUCCCUGUUUUACCUGGAGAUUCAUCAUGCAUAUUAUUGGCCAGUUUAAACCCAGCUGGCCAAUAAAAAUCCUUAUCUGAUCUUCAACACUCCCAUUAAUCUAUUCCACAAAUGAUGGUAUAUAAGUCCCAAUACAAUCACUGAUGGGCUUAGCAACAUGAAUGAUCUGAAUCUGCCAUUGGUUGCCUUUGUGUACCUGACUUAAGAAAAUACCUCAUGACUGUCAUACAUAAUUUUUAUAUUGUCAUUGUAUGCCUGUCUUAAAGCAACAUGUAUAUUUAAAGUUUUGUAUGUUUAAUGCAUUAGGCUAAAUAUAAUUUAGCGCUUGAAAAACCUACAUGUAAACUCUAUUAAAUACAAAAAUAUACAAAA